AUGAGUACGUCUAACUUAAGAACUGCGUGCUGGGUUAUAGCUACAAUAAAUAAUAACAGUGCUCACCAUGGCCUCAACUUUCAAAUUCGUGAUAAAGAGAUGGAUGACAUUAUAAAUAACGCUUUUAGAAGCCAAAUUUCUGAUAGGACUCUUUGAAAAUUCUACAUCUUAUUGAAUAGGAGUCUAUCAGAUAUAUUUGAAGAAUUUUUUAAAAGAAAUCCAAUUUGUUAUAAUUUUAUUCAGAUAAUAGAAAAAAAUUUACGCGAAGUAUCAACUGAUCUUAAAGAUAUUAUUUUUGUUCAAAAAAGAGAGUCAAGAAUAAAAUUCAAUAUUUAUGAAGGUGAAUAUAAAUUAAUUUCCAGCUUUAAUAAUAAGCAAGUCUUAUGCCUAUUUGAUGAUCAGUGAUAUGAUUGUAGCAGCCAAGAAGCAAAAAUACUAAAAGGACAGUUGAAUUUCGUUUGCCCAACAACUUUGGUUUAUUUGAGACUGAAAAAAUCUUUGAUGGAUCACGAUAUUAAAAUAACAUCUGAGAAAAGCCAAAGAGUACAAAAAUUGCUAUCUGAUAAUAGAGUAAAAGAACUUUACAGCAGAAACGCUUCAGCAGAGCCUACAGCUCUCUCUUCUAAAAAUUGGUUUAAAUCUCCUGAUCCAUUUCCAAGUGCGUUCAAUCAUAAAGCGUCUGGUACAGAAUCAAAAAUAUUAGAAAGUGAUGAAUAUAAUAGCGAAAAUCACAAAGAAAUAAAAGGAGAGAUUAAGUCGAUAGGAAAUCAGUUUGACAAAAAUACUGGAUGUGACACUGAAAAAGACGAUUUGAAGAUAAAAAUAUUAAUUGAAAAGUCCUUAGCUGACGUAGAGGCAAGAUUAAGAAAAGAAUUUGAAAGGAAACUCCAGAAAAAUUUAGAAAUAUAUAGCCAUGAAGAGUCUUUAAGAUAUCAGCAAGCCAAUAAAGCCAAAGAAGAUUUAUUAAACUUUAUAGAUCCCGAGGCAAUUAUUGAGAAAGCAAGAAAAAGAGCAUAUGGCGAUCUAGUAUCAAUUAAUAAUCAAAGCUAUGAACAGUUUUAUAAUGUGUAUAUAAAACCAUUGGAUGAAAAAUUCAAAAAUUUUGAUUCUAAAUUAAAACAAUUUGAUAUCACAAAGAAUAAUAUAGAUCCAGAGGCAAUUAUCGAGGAAGCAAGAAAAAGAGCACAUGACGACCUAGUAUCAACUAUUGAUCAAAAUUAUAAACAAUUAUAUAAUUUGUAUAUAUGGUUUAAGCUAAUAUCAUGAUAGAGUGCUUUCUUUAAUUGGAAUAUUAUUUUCCAGCAAUGACUGGUUGAAAGUAAAUUUUAUGUUUUAAAGCGCAAGCUUUUUAAAAUUAAACUAAAUUAACUAGAGAUUUAUAUACUACUUAUCGUUAUAUAAAAAAAUAUUUUAUAAUAAAUUUUUAGAUUAAAUAAUUUUUAUCAAUCACGUGGAGUUUAUCUGAAAAAAUAACCGUUUUUCAAUGGUUUUGUUUACUCAAAAUGGGAGGAACAGAAAAAUAUUAGAAGAAGAAACAAAUUGUUUGUCGGCAAAGUUUACUAAAACCUGAGGUCCCAUUUCUAAUGAUAAAGGUGCCUUUUUCACAUCUCAAGAAAGGAGCUGACACGCUUUAUAGAGAGUAGGCCUCGGAGUCCAGCUUCCGAUGAAUAUAGUCAUGCCUAAGAUAUAUCAAGAAAUAAAAUCAAGUUCUGCAAUUGAUUUAAAAAUACUGCAAGAGUCUAACCAAAAUACUGAAUGCAAGCUUGCUGAAUUGGAAAAUUAUUUGAAACCUAAAAUUGGUAUGCUUAAUCUUAAAUAUGACAAUUUGGAUUCUUCUUUCACAAGCAAACUGGAACAAAUUAACCAGAAAUUUAUAAAUAUUCCAAGUAAGCAGCAAAUCGAUGAGACUUUAGCGGGUCUCCAAAUUAAAAUUGAGAGCUGAAAUAAAGAAACAGAAAAAAAACUAAAGGAUUGGGAAGCCUUAUCAUCAGCUGACAAAAAAUUCAAUAAAGAGAAAAUUGAUAGCUUUGAAAAUAAGAUACAGCAAUUAGAACAUAAAAAAAAUGCCAAAAUUACAGUCGAAUUCGACUAUUCUCAAAUUGUGCCUAGUAACCAACCUAUAAUAUCUCCUCAGCCAAAGAUCCUUCCUCUAAAUUUGGUUAAAGAUCUCUUAAAUGAUCCAGAAAUUCAAGCCGAAGCCCCAUGUAUUAGUAGCCAACAAGAAGCUCCAAGGUUAAAAGCGGAUCACAGCAAAGCUUUCAGCAAAUCUGGGUUGCCUAAUAUGUGAAAUACUAGCUAUAUGAAUUCUCUUAUUCAAAUCUUAGCAAGCGCUACUGAAUUUGCGGAGUUUAUAAAGAAUUGCUCCUCUGAUAAAUUACUGAGAAGUUUGACACAAGUUAUACAAUUAAUACAAUCUAAUUCUCCAGAGCAUCAAAUAAGACCCCACAUAAAAGAAAUCAAAGAUAUCAUCCCAGAAGAAUACUCGAUGGUAAAUUUUAACGGGUUUUAUAAAAACGAUCCUAAAGAUUUAUUUAUAAUUAUUUCAGGUAAAGUUGGGAACCCUGAGCUCUUUUCUAUUAUCAAAAAACAAUCAUUUACUUGCCAAUUUAACCAUAAAGAAGAAAAAGAAGACAGUCAAAAUUUUAUAAAUAUUCCAGAAAAUCAGCAAAAUGACAUAGAAAGCUUCUUAAAUUGGCUAAAAGAUUGGAAAAAUUUUUCAGGGCAAAAUCAAUUACAUUGUGCAAAUUGUGGAGGAAUGAGAGAUAUUGUAAUGAAAACUGAAAGCAUUCAAUGGCCAUGCAUUUUAGCAAUUUAUAUGCCUAGUCGGUUAUCACAAGAAAUCCCAAGUUCUUUGCAGGUUGAAAAUAAUUUUUACAAUCUUUUCGGAGUCAUAUACAAACAUAAAAUAAAUAGGCAAUUUUGUAUUUGCAAUUAAUAUUCUAUUUUUUAUAUUAAAUAGAAUUUUCUAUUUAUUGUUAUAAGAUAUAUGCUGAUAUGAGAAAAAUUUUAUAGCAUUUACGAAAAAUGAUGAAAAUGAAUGGGAGAAGUAUAAUGAUUCUGAUGUGAGCAAAACAGAUCCUGAUUGGAAUAGGCUUUACCUUGCAUUUUAUAAGAAAAAUAAUUAA
Messenger RNA from Blepharisma stoltei, 3125 nucleotides. NCBI's taxonomy places the organism in Eukaryota, Ciliophora, Heterotrichea, Heterotrichida, Blepharismidae. The record is from the annotation of a GenBank genome assembly.